GUUUAGAAAGAAGAGUUCAAACCGGGCGGAUCGUCCACAGUUCGCGCAUCAAACUCAGCGGCUACCGUCAACGCUGCUGGAGUCCGACGUUGAGGCGUGAGGUGAGCGGCCAGUCAGCCAGCCACGUGCAGCUCUCUGUUACUAUGGAUGCCUGUGCACGUAUUAGAGGAGUCCCAGUAAGGUCCAGGCCGUCAGUCCGGAAAGAGACUGUGCGUGACAGUGGGGUGCAGUGUGUGAAGAGCCUCUUUAGGAAUAAAAAGGAGCUAUGCAGCGUUGGCCUAGAGCUGCCAAGCAGAGACAUAAGACUGACAGAGAUUCAUUUUGUGUGUCUGCCUGGUCAUUGUGAAGGGGAAGAUGUCACCCAACAGGCCCUGUCAUCUCUGCCAGGAGGGCUGUGUGAGCUUCUCAGGUCCCUCCACGUUCACGGCCUCAAGAAUGACGAGGUCCUGCUGCUCAAAGACUCCCGCAGGCUGGCAGAGCACAAGGACGCUGGGCCUCAGUGUUUGUUAAAGGCCGUGUGUGUGCUGAGGCAUAAUCCCAGCACUAGUGUCUACCCUCAGGCCAGUGUAGCAUCUUUGGUGGGCUUGCUGGGGUGCUACAUGGCAGGUGUACGCUAUGCUUUGGAGCUUCAGGCUCUUCAGAGGGGCACAGCUGAGCCCAGCCAGCCAGAGGAAGAUGACACCAACCAGUCUGUCUCAUCAAUCGAGGAUGACUUUGUCACAGCCCUGGAGCAUCUGGAGGAGGAAGACACAGGAGACAGUCCGUCUGCUUCCUAUUUGCAUUUUAAAAAGCGGGAUGUGGCAUCGCAGACGGUCCCAGCCCACAAGAGAAGAAAGGAAUUAUCAGGCUCCCGUGUUAUCAUAAGCUCCUCCUCAAAGAAGUAUUCAGCUAAACAUAAAUCGGCUCCAGAUGUAUCCGUCACAGUGCAGAGGUCAUCAGGUAUUGAAUCCCAAUGGACUUACUGUAGUCCCGGAGCUCGUCUCCCCUCACCUUUGGUUCAUGUCAGUGAAUCGGAAGAGUCUGACUGCUCCAGCCCCAGCCCGAUCAUUUUUCUGGAUGAGGUGGGCUAUCAGAAGAGCAUGCUGGCCAAGCUGGACAUCCCCCAGGUGCCAGGGGGGCCUCGAGAUCGAGUUGAAGACUCAGACUCUGAAGUCAGUGAGUUCUUUGAUAGCUUUGACCAGUUUGAUGACCUAGAGGAGCUGAGCUCAGAGAGCUGCACUCUCGCACUGCCUCUGGACAACAUCAGUGACCCAACAACACAGAAAAAGUCAGCGGAGUCUAGCACCAAAUAUGUUUCUAGGGGCUGCUCAACCAAGGGUAUGAAUCCUCACCGUUUUGACCAGCCGACCCUCCCAGCCAAUGUGAAAAAACCCACUCCUCUGAAACCAGGCUCUCCCUACUCACUUCACUCUGAAGUGCCUGACUCCCCACGACCAGUGCAGACCCCCUCUGAGGAGAAUGGUGGCCCACUCUUCAGUCCUGUCAGCUCUUCUGCCUUCAGCCCUCUAGUGGACUCCAGUGGGCCACUGGAAUACUUCUGGAAGACAGAUGAGGAUGUACGGGAUGGCUCAGAGCUACGUAAACCCCAGGAUCUCUGUUCUCUGUAUAAGACUUACUCUGACUUUGCCAGCAGUCUGUCCAAAGAAAUUCUGGGAUCUGUGUGUGGCUACCAGUCUGCCAUUGACAUCAGUGACAACAAGAAUCUCAGCUGCGUCUGCCACAAGGAAUUCAAGAACCCUUCGGGCUACCUGAUGAAGCUCUCAGAAAUACAAGAGACUGUAACAGUGGCCAAGCUGCAGAGGAAGUCUCAGUCUCUGAAGGAUGGCAUUCAGAGGUUUGCCACUGACCUGGUGGAAAUGAGCUUGGGAAGCGCUUUGCGAGACCUCCAAAAAGGCGUGUCCUCCUGUACCACCACCUUGUGUCACCUAGCUGCCAGGCUCACCUCCUCAGUGUUUCAGAUGGCCUUCCAUGAGAUUGGCAUGCGCCACGCCUAUGUGUUGAAGGAACGAGCGAUCAAUGGAUUAGCCGGCUUCCUAGUCGGAGAGGCCGUGUCUGGGGCGCUGAAAGACUUCCUAACAGUGAAAAAGCAGAUUUUCCACAAUACAGUGACGCGCUUUGCUGCUGAUCUGGCUGAAGAGCUGGUGUUUGAAGGAAUUAUGGAAGUGUGUCAGUUCUCACACCCGUCAACCCCUCUCACCCCCAGUGACUGGUCAUUUGGCCACGGGCAAGAAGAAGAGGAAGAGGAGGAGGAGGUGGUUUCCUCCUAUGCGUCAGACUUGUCUGAGUCUGUUAUUCAGGAGGCCUUCAUACAGCUCUCUCAAGCUGAUGUUGCCUUCACUAGCCAAGCAGCUAUUAGUGUAUCUCUGGACAACGUCUGUUACGUCAGUGCAGAGAACACUAGCACUCACACCUGUAGUACUUUUGCAAACCAGCUUUUAAGUGCCAGCUCAGCUGCAGUGGCACCAGGGCCUUCAGCAGAGGAUGCUACCUGCACAGUGAAGAAAGCCCUGUUCACUGUAUCAGGCAUGGCCAGCUGUAUUCCGGUGCCCCAAGCAGGCCAAGCACUCUCCCAUCUUCAUGAUCCUGGGAAGACCUGUCAGUAUAAAUCUAGCGUUUCAGAUAGCCCUCAGACUAGCCCCAAAAGAGUUUCUGAAUCUUCCUCUGACACCACCACAUCCACACAAACUCACCUUUACAGUCAUGGAACUCAGACCCCCAUACGGGGAGAGCCCUCGCAAGGAAAGUCACCGUUCCAAAACUUCUCUGGGAACAUGGUGGAUAUGAUAGUAACCGAGGCUUGUGAGAUAAUAACUGCUUCUAAGAUGAAGAAAGGUUUUGGUGACUGCGCUGAUUUCCUUACAAAGACAAUCGGAAACAGAAGGGGCUCUUGUUCUAAGCAGGAGGCAGCUAAUGAUGAGGUUCCAGAUUCCUCCUCAAAGCAGGGAGCCGGCAGGGAGGGCUUCAGAUAUGACUGUAGAGACGGUAGGAAGGGCGGCCCUGUUGAGCAAGCAGCAGAGCUUAGCAUUCCUCAGAUUUCCUUUCAGACAGGCUCUCAGAGUCAGGGGAGAGCCAGCUGUGAGUUAGACCCCAGGACCAGAGGUGUGGCUGAAACACAUCCUGUGAUGAUGGAUACUCUUGAUGUGCCGGGGACCGAGAUGGGUGAACAAAGGAGGACAUCUGAUGACUCGGCUCCAAGCUCCGGACAAAAAUCAGGUGGGACUCCUGGCACUCCGCCUUCUACACCUCAGCAGCCCAGUGAGGUGUCCAAGGAGAAGCAGAUAAAACAGUUCUCCAAGAAGUUGAAAAGUAAGCUGGCCAAGGAAUUUUCCCCUGCCACCCCCCCACCCACCCCUCACUAUCAGCCUGAGCCUGGCCCAGGGCCAAAAGACAUCACCCCUGAGGCAGACAAGGCUGAGUUUAUGCUCAAACUGAUGAGGUCUCUCUCUGAGGAGGCAGAUGGCAAUGAGGAGGAAGAGGAGGAAGAGUUGGCAGAAGAGGAGGGUGUUGGUGGCACUGACAGAUGUUUAGAGACAGUGGGUGGCCGUCAUGAACUGAACCAGAUGUCUGCUCGCCGAAUUUCCAACAAGGAAGCUCUUCACUAUGCUGAGCGGCUGGCUUGUCACAUUGUCUCCAUGGCAACAGAGAUGGACACCCUGGGCGUGGCAGAGGAGGAGGGGGAGAUGAACAAAGGCGGCGAGAGAAGGAGAGACAGCGUGGCUCAGUUCUCAGAGCAGACGCUGAACACCUUGUGGGUGUAUGCCGGGGAGGUGGCGGGAGAGGUCAUCAAUGAUGUGAAGAGGAUGGUGAGCUCUGCACAGCAGUGUCCAUAUCACAGAGCGCUCAGAAGAAGAAGCUUUGACCGAUCUAGCUCUGAAUGUCAACACCAGUCUCAACCCAGUACAGAAAAGAACUGGAGAGCAGGGAGGAUGGCUGAGCAGUGGUCUAAUGACCUCAUAGCCUCUGUUUUCCGGUCCCCCACCUCCACCACAAGCACCAUCUCCACCUCGAGUUCUGGCCUGUCCUCGGAGUAUCCCAGCUGUGAGAGUGUGACAGAUGAAUAUGCUGGCUACCUUAUCAGGGUGCUGAAAAAGGAGGGAGGCAGUAGGGAGUUGGUUCUAGACCAGUAUGCAAGCCGUUUGGCCUAUCGCUCCAUAAAACUUGGCUUGGCUCAUGCCAGUCGCAAAAUCAAGCACAGAUCCUCUAGCACCCGCCUCCAGUCCUCUAAGUCGCUGCCAGAUGAAUGGAAAACUCCUGGUAGUGAGGCCUCGUCACCCAAGGACGGAGGAGAGUCAGUGGUUUGUCCCUCAGGUGAGGAUGCUCUGUGUUGUUGCGGGGACUCUGACGAACAGAGUCAGAGGGAGUACGUGGAUCUGGUCAACUUUGCAGAGUCUUUAGCUUACAACAUCACCUGUGAUGUCACACGCAAGCUGCAUCUUUCCUCCGUACGGCUGCCGAAGUCUCUCACAGACUCCUGUCUUUAUAAGAAAUCCAAACUUGAAGACAUGGCGGAGAAUCUCCUCAGAAACUCUUUCUCCUGCCCCCUGUUGUCCAAGGAGAGCAAGAGCAGGCAUUACCACAGUACAGGGAGCCUGUAUGAUGGAGGCUACAGGAGUAGGGUGAUGCAGGUCAUAGAGCAUUACGCACGGAAAAUAGUUGAUGACACUCUGAAGAUUAGCCUGGCUUCAAUUGGACAUUCAUGGGAGCACCAGAGGACCCAAGGCCAUGACAGAAACUCUCACACCCAGAGGCUAUCCGAGGGGGUCUCACUGGGCCAAGCCAUGGGGGAGAGGACAUGCCGUUAUUGUCAGGUGCAGGAGUGCCCAUACUGCACCAAGCUUAGCAGGCACCAUCAGCCUGUAUUACAGAGGAGGAAACGAGGGCCAGAAUAUCAGGCAAGGCCCGAGCGGCUCUCUAGUCUGGAGAUUCCCAAGAUCCACAUUGACCUGGACCACAGGGCAGUGUUUGCAGAGGAGAUGGUGUCCAUAGCGAUGGAGACAGCUAAACGUGAGCUGAGUAACACCAGCCUUAAUGCUGACAGCGGCAUCGGCCACGAUGGAACCAGCUAUGCCGAGAGUCUAACUGCUGAGAUCAUGACGUCAGCCCUGUCCAACAUCUGCCAUGCUGCCAACAUCAGCUUUCCAGGAAGGGAAGCCACUGAGUCCUCUGUGUCCCAGCAGCUGAGUGUAGGAGAUGACAGUCUGGGCAGCUGGUCUAACCUGAGCUUUGAGGACGAGCACCCAGAUGACAACAGCAGCUUCCUCCACCUCAGUGACAGCAGCAAUGGGAACAGCAGUAGCUGGAGCAGUCUGGGCCUGGAGGGGGAGGCGUGUGAGGAACGCAUGUCAUUCUCUCCCUCUGACAGUGACAAUACAGAGGACAAGGAGACUGAGGUCAAAGAGGAAUCCAGUGGGACACUCUGUGUGGACAGGACGCAGGUGCAGUCUCCCAGGACUGCACUGGUCGUAGUGAACUCGGAUGUCAGGGAGUUCAGUCGUGGCCCUCAGCACGUGACCCUCGACCCUCAGCUCAGGAGCAUGCUGCAGUGGGUUGCGGCCUCCAUGGCCGACAUCCCUCAGAUCCAACUGAGUCCUGACAGAGAGCUCCAGCAGCUCCCAGCAGUGGUCCAAAGGCUUCGGGAGAGGAAGUGGAGGGUGGGAGAACUGCUUCACACACUGCUGCGCUACUGCGAAGAGAGUCAGACACACAGUCAGUCCCAGGCGAGAGAACCUCACCGCAUCUCCCUCUUCCAGUGGCUUCUGGAGCACGCCUAGGGCCUCACCUCUCCUCUCCUGAUCUAAGUUACUCUAAGCGGGGUGUGUUUUUGCAUUGCAUGCUGAGACCAAGAGUGCUUCUAUUGUAUUUUAUUUUUCUUUCCACCUUUUUUUGUUGUCGCCGUUUAUUUAUUUUUUUCGGGCUGCGUUUAUCUCAUGUAUUGAUUUAGUGAGCUGUCUCUCUCGCCCACACACACGUCUGAAUUGAAGCCCUCACACCUUGCUGCCCGUGUGCUUGAGCUACAGAAAGAAAAGGAGAGAAGAGAUGAGAGCAAGGGACCCGUCCCAUCUGUUUCAGACAGAGACAGAAGUGCAGUGAGUUGAGAGAGAGAGAGAGGAUGUGUUUUUUGUUAGGGAAUCCCCAUAGCUGCUAGGCAGAUGAUGUCAUCACACCCACAGCUCACCUCUGUGGCUUUUCUACAUAAUAAGAGACCAACUCUGCGUACACGCACACACACCCCAUGGCAAACCACACCCUUGUAUUAUUGGAGGGGAUCCGAUCCGAGCUCUGAUUCUCAUGAACAUCUAACAAAAUUAUUUUCCCAUAGUAUUCCUUUAUUGUAUUAAUCAGAAUGGUGGUGCUUGUUGUUCACACUUGCUCCAGUGACGUUUUUCUCUGGAGCACUGAAUGAGUUGGUGUAAUGACUCCUCACAUUUAACUGAUAUGCUGCCAUACGUACAGAUCUACAAGACACUGUUAAAUUGUUAAACCUAUAUCUUUAGUAAACUGUACUACAGCGUCAUUUUGCAUUUAUCAAAUGGGCCAUUCAUUUGGCAGUAGAAUGAUAGAGUAAAACAGUGCUUGAUUGAGUUGCCUCUUGCCAGUAUUGGUAUACCUGUUUUAUCUAAUACUGUAACACUGCUCCUUCGUUGUCAAACUUAGUAAAAUGCUAAAAGUAGAUCAUGUUUACUAGGGCGGUCGGUAUUUUAAAAAAAAAAAAAAAAAGUAUAUUUUUUUGACAGUAGAAUAUGUCUAAUCAAACAUGAAAUGCUGCUCAAAGCUAUGAAAGAAGCCAUGAUAUUGGCUUAAUGUUGCCAAAUGUAGCAUACAAGGUGACUCUGCUCCCCUCCAGUCAGAAGGUGUAUGACCCUCCUGUCAGUGGCCCACCUCCAGUUUGGGGAAGAUCCAGUGACGCAGAUAGCGGAUCUUUCAGUAAUUAAAGACACCACUCUGGUCUGCACCUCCAAAACCACAAACUAACAGCAUGCGCAUUGCUCAACCCUGGACUCACAUAUUUUGUCACCCACACUCCUCAGUCACCUUGUGGAAUGAACAACUUCCUCACAGCCCCCCCCCAGCACACACCCUUGUUACUCACCAGCCCCCGUGUGAGCGUCCACACACACAGCACUACCAGCUACUUGCUGAGAUGCACUUUUUUAUUUGGCCAAGGAGAGAUGAGCAAUUCCAGCCGUGCCCUCAGACCUCUCCUGGCUUCCUCUGUGAAUUUUCUCCAAGAAUGGAUGGUCUGCUCUGCAGCCAGUUGACGUACAUGCACAGUACCACCCCUCUCCCCCAAAGAAUGAUUAUUGGGACACAUGUUGAUGUUGCUAUUUAUUUGUUGCUUUGUUAAAUGAGGGACCUAAGGAUGACGUGACGCUGCGAGGUCCUCAAAUAAAUAUCAGGACUUUGCUUCUUGAGUUUGAAACACUGUAAUAUACUACAGCCUUGCAUCUAUUAUUAUAAACUAAGUGUUGGUGGUGGUGUUCACCUGCAUGGCUUAAUCUUUAUUGACUUUUAAAGCUCAACAUUCUUCUUCCUAAUGUAUUGGCCUACACUAAUUGAGCUGCAGUGAUUCAUCUGUGUCAACGCUGCCUCACAGUACACUACGGGCCUCUGCAGAUGCCUUGUUUAUUAGUGCUUAAUCUCUAGGCUGCCAAAUGGUCAUAUAAUCUUAAAGGUGUUUGUCCUGUAUGAUUUUGUUUACAUGCAAAAAUUAAUAUAUCACAAACUCCACUAUAAAAACAGUGAUGCUCUACUUACUAUUCAAGAUAGGAGAGAGAGGACACAGUGAAGUAUUAAGCUGAGAAGCGAGAGAGUGCUUAUAUCUUGGUUUACAUUAAAGGAAUGUAUUAAGAGUCAUGGACACAUGAAGAAAGCAUCACUGUACAAAUUCUCUCUCCAUGUGAAUGUUUAGUUGUUGAAGUAGGACUUUCCCAGGUUUUUUUCUCCAUUGCCCAGCCCUGACUCCUAUAUUCUUAUUAUUUUUUUAAUCUACUUUACAUUCCUUGCAUCCCAAAUAACCAAUAUCGCUAUAAUGUUGUGUUUGUCAAAGCUGAAUGUGAACCUGCAAAGACUCAACUCCAUUUAGAAGCAGAUGCUGUACAUCUGUUUUUCUACUGUUGUCCCCAGUGUUACUUUCUGCCUCUCUCUGAACACAGACAGGAAAAUUAAAAGAUAAAAAAGAGAGAGAGAGAGAGAGCUGUACCUCACCCUGACUAACUUAUGUCCUUUUUCUGCUUCCUUGUAAAAUCCUGCCAAAUAAAGAUAUUUAAUAAAUUAUGUAAGUUACUUGUUCUCCCUAGUGGCAUUGCUGAGUAGUUUACACAUUCUAAGGUUGAAGUCAAAAACUCUAAAUUUGUUUAUGUAAAAGCUUGGUGUGAUAAUAAAGCUUUUUCAUGUGCUCUUA
Molecule: messenger RNA, 8401 nt
Organism: Micropterus salmoides (largemouth bass)
Lineage: Eukaryota; Metazoa; Chordata; Actinopteri; Centrarchiformes; Centrarchidae
Gene: akap11
Product: A kinase (PRKA) anchor protein 11
Biological process (GO): intracellular protein localization
Cellular component (GO): cytoplasm
Molecular function (GO): protein kinase A binding
Source: RefSeq, a predicted model, not a curated record